AUGAUACCCUCCAAGCCUCAUCAUCGUCGUCCUCCAAGGAGCCUUCCCGCGGCCAUGCGCUGGAUAAUACUCUCGCUCUUUGUGCUGCUAUUGCCGCCUACGGGUGCUGCCACCGUUUCGAUUGAACGGAGUGUGGUCCCCGCGGCGUUCUUUCACUACCAAGAAGAAGAAGAAGUGUGUAACUAUUCUGGCACAAUCACGCUCACGCAUCCCAUGUCGGUGGGCAAAGACGACCGCUACUACGUGCUGGGCAGUCAAAUGUUGGAGUCGGCUCACAUUUCGAUCGAUGCCAUUAAUUUGUGGCCGCGCUGUGGCGUUCAUCUUGAUAAUGAUGGCGGUGCCAACUAUUCGCUACUACUGCAAACAUACGGGGACAACUCUUCGACCAACAUGACGGCCAUUAUUGGAAACACCAUUGUCCAUCAAACAGAUUUCAUGCUCGCGGGAUACUCGUCCACUCUCACGGCGCACAUUGCACCCAUUGCACAAGCCCAUCAGCGUCUGUUACUGACUGCCGGAUCGUCACGGACAUCGGUUCAUGCGGCACGAGACCAUGUCUUUGGUCUGUUGCCGACCAGUGGCUCGUUUCUUUACAAUGCAUUUGCCGGACUCGCACCACAAGGCGCCACGUCGGUGGCCUUUCUUACCGAAGAAGAUGUCAAUUCCUGUUUGGAUACGCCCGAAAUGGCGGAACUCUUCAACAUGACCUUUCUCAAUGGAACCAUCUUGCCGGAAUAUGCUCCCUACGAGACGUACUUGCAAGUGGCAGAAUCCUUUGCGGCGCUGGAUCCGGAUGUCGUGAUUGUCUGUAUUCGGACUGAAUUUGCUUCCUGGAAUAGGGCACUACGAGAAAUGGACUGGUCGCCCAAGGCACAGAUCUAUACCAUUGUGGCUGGAACGUCGGAGUUUGAAGAGGCUCUGGGGACCGAUGUGGCCUAUGUGAUGGGUGUUUCCUCGUGGGAUCGUGCGCUCCCACCCGUCCCGGAUGGUGCCACCGGGUGGACCCCCUUUGACUUUGAUGCGGCAUUUGAGAAAGCAGCCUUUCGACGACCGGCAUAUCAGCAUGCCUCGCAAUCCGCGGCGAUCAGUGUCCUGGUGCAGGCCAUUGAACGGGUGGGUGACUUCCGUACCAAUGCCAGCAAGAUGGCCAUUCGCAAUGAAAUUGCCACCGGAUAUUUUCCUACGGUCUAUGGCAAUGUCAGCUUUGAUGUCAAUGGUCAGUCGGCCGUUCCCAAUCUACUCUUGCAGUACGAUUCCAACCGGACGAUUCAUGUCCUCGAACCAACGUCGCUACGGUCGACUGACUUUGACAUUGUCUACCCCAUGCCCUCCUUUGCCUAUCGCGAUUGCGAACGAAUCAGUGACUGUGCCAUGACGAAUGGAACUUGUGCCACGGACGGGACAUGUGAUUGUCAGUUUUACGAUGCCAUCAGUCAAGGGAUGGGUCCUACUGCCGAAUGUGUCUUGCCACCACCACCCACUGAAAACUACCUGGCGCUGGCCAUUUCCUUUCCCCUUGUGGUACUGGUGGUUGUGGCAGUAGCGACGUAUGUGUACCAUCAAAAAGUGGCAGUUUCGGACGACAAUUCUAACUCCAUUUGGAAGAUUCAAAAGAAAGAUCUGCGCUUUGACAAUCCACCUCAUGUCAUUGGCAAAGGAACGUUUGGGGUGGUAGUGCUGGCCGAGUACCGGGGAACCCAAGUGGCCGUCAAAAAAGUGACACUGUCGUCGAAACAACCUUCCAACAACAAAAAUCUUGGGCGCGUCUCCCUGACCAGUAAUGAAACCAACAUGACCAACUUGACGACGACAAGAAACCAACCCCAGCGCAACAGCAAUGACCAUCCGGAAGAAACGUUUGAAGACGACAUCCUCCCUGACCAAAGACCGGGCGGAGCAACCAACGGAGAAGAGACCACCACCACUCAACCUAGUAGGAAGAAGUACAACAUUGGAAUGAAAUCUGCCACCUCGUUGCAAUCUCUCUUGAGGCAAUCUGCCAUGAUGAGUGUGGAGGAGGAUGAUGAAGACAAUAACAACGAUAGGAAACCCCUCUCUGCUACUGUCCAAAAACAACUCGGACAAGAUUUUGUGGAUGAGAUGAAACAGCUCAAUGGACUUCGUCAUCCCACCAUUAUUACAAUCCUGGGUGCUGUGGUGGAACCGAAUGAAGAACCAAUGCUGGUCAUGGAAUAUAUGCAGCAUGGGUCUCUCUAUUCCAUGCUCCACAACGAAACCAUGGCCAUGGAUGAUGAGGUCCUUCUGCCCAUUUUGAGGGAUGUCUCUUCGGGUUGUCGCUAUCUUCAUGCUGUGGAGCCAGAUGCAGUCAUCCAUGGUGAUUUGAAGAGUGGCAAUAUAUUGGUGGAUGACAAGCUGAGGGCAAAAGUUGCUGAUUUUGGCAUGUCAACAAUUCGGAAGAGAACAGGGGCAACAGGAACACCAUUUUGGAUGGCACCGGAGUUGUUGCGGGGUGAAAGCUUGAAUUCUCCGUUGACUGAUGUCUACAGUUUUGGGAUGAUUCUGUGGGAGUGCUAUUCAAGGAAAGACCCAUACGAUGGCGAGGAAGACCCUCUAAGGGUGUUGACUCAAAUUGCAGACCCCAAGAUCAACAAACGCCCUCCCACACCCAAAGAUUGUCCUGCGGCAGUGGCAACUCUCAUGGCUGAUUGCCUCAGAGCCAACCCAGAGGAACGGCCAUCUUUUGAAGAGGUAGACCUUCGCCUCAAGCGUGUGGAAGCCCGGGCUGAAAACAAGUCAACAACAGUCUCCCUCUUUGACAUUUUUCCUCGCCAUGUGGCAGAAGCACUGCGAGAUGGAAAGAAGGUGGAACCUGAACACAAAGACCAAGUCACCAUCUUCUUCAGUGACAUUGUGAACUAUACCCAAAUCUGUUCCGACUUAGAUUCCCGCAAGGUGGCAGGGAUGUUGGACCGUCUGUAUAGCAAGUUUGACGCCCUCUCUGACAGCCAUGAAGUGUUCAAGGUUGAAACGGUUGGAGAUGCCUACAUGGCCGUGACAAACCUGGUCAAGGAUCAGCAAGACGACCAUGUCAAAAGAAUUGCUCAAUUUGCUGUUGAUGCUGUAAAGGCCGCCAAUGAGACACUGAUUGAUCCAGAUGAUCCCGGGAAGGGGAAUCUUGACAUUCGGUGUGGAUUCCACACUGGCCCUGUGGUGGCAGAUGUGGUGGGAUCCAGGAACCCAAGGUAUUGCCUGUUUGGAGACACAGUGAAUACAGCAUCCCGCAUGGAGUCCAACAGUGAAAAGAACAAAAUACUUUGCUCCAAGGCUUCAGCUGAUGUCCUUCAAGACCAGAACUGGGACCUCGGCAUCGUGCGGCGGGGUAGAAUCAAUGUAAAAGGCAAGGGGUCAAUGUUGGUAUAUUGGAUUGGGGAUAACAAGAUGGUUCCUGUCUGCCCACCUGAAUCUGCAGCUCCUGUACAGUAG
Seminavis robusta is the source of this 3444-nucleotide messenger RNA. Lineage: Eukaryota; Bacillariophyta; Bacillariophyceae; Naviculales; Naviculaceae. The record is from the annotation of a GenBank genome assembly.